AUGCUUGAAGAACACAAAGCUGUCAUUCUCCAGAAACAUGCCCGAGCGUGGCUCGCUAGACGCAGAUUCCAGAGUAUUCGCCGUUUUGUGUUGAACAUCCAGCUUUCAUACAGGGUACAGCAACUGCAGAAAAAAUUGGAAGACCAGACUAAGGAAAACCAUGUCUUACUGGAAAGAUUGACCACUCUAGCCUCCAACCAUUCCAGCGACAUAGAAGUAAUUCAAAAGUUUCAGCUGGAGCUUGAAAAACUAGCCGCGCAAAAGAAAGUAGCUGAAGAGAAAGAAAAGAGAAACAGGGACGACUACGAACAGAGGAUCUCAGAACUCGAAAAUAAGAAUUCAGAGCUGCAGAAACAGAAGGAGGAACUGGAACGGAAGCUUCAGGAGAAAGCCGAGGAAAUGAAAGAUAAAAUGGAUGACCUGACAAAACAGUUCUUCGCUGAUGUUCAAAAGGAAGAAAGACAACGAAUAACUCUUGAGAAAAACUUCCACCACCAAAAACAAGACACCGAAUUAAAGGUUGAGUCCCUAAAGGAAGAAAUGAAAACACUUAAAGCAGAAAAGGAUCAACUCCAAAAUCAACUUCAGGAAGAACUUCAAAUUCAUGUUGGUUUGAAAAUGGAAGUCGCGGAACUUACAAACCAGGCAAAGACAAUACCUGAAUUGCACAAGGAAAUUGAACUUAUUCAGACUCAGAAAAUCGAUUUGGAGAAGCAAUUGCAGUCCCAGAAGCGUGAAAUGAGAGAAAAGAUGUCUGAUGUCGCGAGGCAAAUUCUUGAGAGUUACGAUUUUGCUGACGUAAGGAGCAGAUUGUCUGUGGAAGAUCUGGGACAUUUAAAUGAAGACGGAGAGCUUUGGUUUGCUUAUGAAGGCCUGAAAAAAGCCACAAGAGUAUUGGAAAACCACUUUCAGUCUCAGAAGGAGAACUACGAGAGGGAAAUCGAUGGUCUCAGUUCUAAAGUUGAACAUCUCAGUCAAGAAAUAAGCCACUUGCAGAAACUCUUCCGGGAGGAGAACGAUAUAAACGACAGUAUUCGACUUCAGGUUGCCAGACUGACCUCGGAAAAUAUGAUGAUCCCAGAUCUCAAACAGCGGAUUUCUGAGCUUCAGAAGCACAAGAUGGAUCUUGAAAACCAUCUUCAAGAGGAAGCUGCAAAGAAUAAAG
This is a messenger RNA of Sphaerodactylus townsendi, 1165 nucleotides long. RefSeq names its product unconventional myosin-Vc-like. Gene Ontology annotation, molecular function: protein binding. The transcript is spliced from 10 exons. Lineage: Eukaryota; Metazoa; Chordata; Lepidosauria; Squamata; Sphaerodactylidae. The annotation marks the transcript as partial. The record is from RefSeq and is a predicted model, not a curated record.